AUGCUGUUCGAGUCUAGACGAUUAAAACAGGAUGCAUCAGGCUGGCGCCGAGGUGUCAAAGAUGUGCUUUACCUAUCGAUUGGUUCCAACCAUUUUCCUAGUGCAAAUUCGCUCUUUUCCGUCCGCCACUAUGUUCAGAUAAUCCAGUACUUUUUUCUCCUCUUCGAAGACGAGGACGAUGUUGUCGGCACAUUCCAAAUCGACAAGCUCAGCAGCUAUUUGAAUACCAGUGAAAGGAAGAAAACCUUCGCUGCGGAGUUAUCUAUUCGGCAAAUGCCAACUGACCGGUUACAGACCAUUGAACAAGGAAGCAAAACUCUAAUCUGCAUCUUAGUUACAAAACCUGGACACAGAUCUUCUCCCGAACGAGUCUUCCUGGAGAUUCAUUGCCUCCAAUCAUUCGUCGGUCAAAUAAAAGCAAAUGUUACAAAGUGGCCCCGCGAAUUCCGCAACAGAAUUCCACUUUUCAAUCGACACAAAGCGAAAUUCUACGAACAACACAUACUAAUCGCGUGCCUCCCGAUCGGUAGUAUCGCCGUUACACACCUCCACCCCUUAAAGCUCGUUCGCAUGCCAUCGAUUUUCAUUUACCUCCGUCAGGUCGGCUUCGGC
Molecule: messenger RNA, 612 nt
Organism: Opisthorchis viverrini
Lineage: Eukaryota; Metazoa; Platyhelminthes; Trematoda; Opisthorchiida; Opisthorchiidae
Exons: 3
Source: RefSeq, a predicted model, not a curated record